Molecule: messenger RNA, 1289 nt
Organism: Aspergillus brunneoviolaceus CBS 621.78
Lineage: Eukaryota; Fungi; Ascomycota; Eurotiomycetes; Eurotiales; Aspergillaceae
Product: fungal specific transcription factor domain-containing protein
Exons: 3
Coding region: 379-1038 (219 amino acids)
Source: RefSeq, a predicted model, not a curated record
GCUCUCCAUUGCCCAGUGUUGAUGAAUUCAUGCCUGGCGCUGGGAGCCAAGCAAUUAGCCUUGAAGGCCCCGGCGAACGAAGCACAGAACGCGAACGAGAUUGCUAUUCGUUAUCAUCAACUUGCCAUUGAGGCUCUUAGAGCUAUAAUAAUGUCUCCGGCGUUAGCAUCCCAUGACGCCAUUCUUGCCUCGAGUAUCAUUCUUUCCACGUAUGAAAUGCUCGAUGUUGCAGGCGAAACCUUCGGCUCCCAUCUCAGUGGCGUCGCAUUUUUCCUGCAGGCCCAGAAUGUUCAUGGCGAUUCGUGCAACAUCAAAGGCGCAGCGUACUGGACGUGGUACCGGCAUGAAAUAUGAGCUUCCCUUCAGACCGGCCGACGAAUGUUUCUCGACGCCACAUACUGGGAGCCCAAACCUGUGGAUAGCUUCGAGAGCCUCUCAAUCGAAGAGAUUACGAAUCGCGCGAUCUUCGUCUUCGGUCAGUGUGUCUCGUUCUGUAAUGAUGAUACUUUUGGAGAAGGCUUUGAACCGGAUGCCAAGCGGCGCGCGCGACAAGAACGAGCCGCGGAAUUAAAAAUAGGCCUGGAAAGCUGGAAAAAAAAACUACCACUAUCCACAGCGCAUUUCUUGUCCGAUAAUUCUUCGCCCAUAGACAGUUCUACGCCCUUUUCAUUUCAAUCUCUUUGGUUUUUACACCCACAAGGUGCAAUCGCGUUCCAAGUUUAUCAUGCGUCAAAGAUACUGCUCAACUUGCACUUUCCACCUGAACCAGUAGGACACUAUCACCUGGAACAGCUUCAACACCUUACAACGCGUCGUUGUAUUGAGCAAUCACGGAACGAAAUCUUUCUCAUCUCCAACGCUGGGAUACCAGAUACAUGGAGCUUGAUCUCUACACAGUGUCUUUACAUAGCAGGUCUGGUGACCGAUGGCGUUUUAGAGCGGAAUAGAACGCUAGAACUCAUAGAAAGAUGUCAAGAGAGUUCAGGCCGGCGUACAAAGUGUCUGGCAGAUGCACUGCGGCAAUUCUGGGCACAAUAAGUACGCGUCUGAGAGAUUUUGCGCAUUGAUACCUGCAUCAUCAUAACGGCCUGAAGCUCGACGACCCGUCCAACUGGAGGGCCCCAUUUGUAAAUACGGGCGAUUUGAUCGACACCACCUGCGAAGGGAAAUUCCAUGAGAUUCAUAUGUACACUUUGUGCAUGAUGAAGCUGUCUGUGCACUCAAUUGGCCUGAUGUCAGCUUUUUCAAACACAGGCUAAGUGUAAAGGAUACCACUCACUUGAGAGAGC